Molecule: messenger RNA, 801 nt
Organism: Monoraphidium neglectum
Lineage: Eukaryota; Viridiplantae; Chlorophyta; Chlorophyceae; Sphaeropleales; Selenastraceae
Product: tubulin tyrosine ligase
Exons: 5
Coding region: 1-801 (266 amino acids)
Biological process (GO): microtubule cytoskeleton organization; protein polyglutamylation
Cellular component (GO): cilium
Molecular function (GO): tubulin-glutamic acid ligase activity; tubulin binding
Source: RefSeq, a predicted model, not a curated record
AUGCGGGCGCUGUCACAGCACCCGCAGUCGGCUGUCGGGCCGCGGCUGGUCGACGACGCUGAACCCGGCAGUGGCCAGGCAACUGCAGAUGACGCCCCGGCGGGCGCGGCCCCCGCACGCCGGCAGCGAGGGAGCGCCAAAUUUCGGUUCUGGCACGACGAGCGGCGGUUCAAGGGCGCCUCCGACAAAUGCAUCGUGCAGCAGGCGCUGUUCGACGCGGGGGGCGUCCGCACCGGUGGCUACCCCAAGUGCUCGCCGCUGCCCGGCCCGCUGGGCCACCAGCGCGCGCGCGACUGGGACGUGCUCUGGUCGCCCGCGCGCACUGCGCUCAAGGCGCUGCCGGCGCUCAAGCCGGGGCAGCUGAUCAGUGCGCUGCCGGGGAUGAUGAGCGUCACGAAGAAGCGCCGCCUGAGCGUGACUCUCAAGCAGGCAUACGGCGCCGACGCAUUCAGCUUGGUGCCCCUCACAUUCAGCCUGCCCGCCGAGUUGUCUGCCUGGCGCGCGUGGCUGGAUUCGGAGGCGGCGGCGGGGCGGGACGCGGGGCCCUGGAUGCUCAAGACGGCGCAGCACCUCGGCAUGGGGCUGUGCCUGCUGCCUGGGGAGCAGGCCUAUGCGCACACACUCACACCCAGGCUGCCCGCCGCCAAGCCGUGGGUGCUGGCGCAGCGAUACGUGGCCGACCCCAUGCUGAUCGACGGCCGCAAGUUUGGGGUGCGGCUGUGGGUUCUGGUGACGGGCGCGGCGCCGCUGCGGGCCUACCUGAGCGACCGGGGGCUGGUGCUAUUCAGCACUGAGGGGUGA